Stereum hirsutum FP-91666 SS1 is the source of this 1830-nucleotide messenger RNA. RefSeq names its product MFS general substrate transporter. NCBI's taxonomy places the organism in Eukaryota, Fungi, Basidiomycota, Agaricomycetes, Russulales, Stereaceae. The transcript has 6 exons. The record is from RefSeq and is a predicted model, not a curated record. Gene Ontology annotation, molecular function: transmembrane transporter activity. Gene Ontology annotation, biological process: transmembrane transport. The coding region runs from base 63 to 1727 and encodes 554 amino acids.
GCUCUUCAUCCCUCCCAUCUCUUCCAGCGCUCUCGUACUGCCUCUGACGAGACGCCCUAGCUAUGAUGAGCACGACGAAUGGAUCAAUCAUCGAUGAAGGACAUGCUAACGCAGAGCCCGUACCCAUGUCUCGGAUGACGACUUUGGACGCCUCACAUCCCGCCUCGGACGAUACAAGGCUGAAUACCGCGGUAGCCAGCGAGGAGAAAAAGGAGAAUGUUGAGGGACCGAUAAGGGAAGUUGGGGGCAAGUUUGACUUCUUCGUCGUACCUAUACCGCCUAGGUUGAGAUACGAUUCGGAGAAACCGGCGCACUUUGGCCUGUUGCUGAACGCGGUCUUUGGUUUUGCGAGUACUUUCAUUGUUGCGAACUUGUACUACUGUCAACCGUUAUUGAGCUUAAUGAGAGUCAACGUUCAUAAUUCACAAUCACGUCCAUUUUCUGGCGAUCACCCUCUUCCACUCCAGUUAGCAGAUUCAUUCGAUGUGUCGUAUGACGAAGUCUCCAGAGUCCCCACACUCGUACAAGCAGGCUACGCAACAGGUCUUCUCCUGAUCUCCCCCCUCGGGGAUCUCGUUCGUCGUCGACCUCUCCUACUCCUGAUUAUCUUCCUCUCCACCACCCUCUCAAUCGGCCUCGCCAUCACGCGCUCCCUCGAAGUCUUCGAGGCCCUCUCCUUCCUCGUCGGCGCUUUCUCUGUCGCCCCUCAAAUCCUUAUUCCUCUCGCCGCCGACCUCGCCCCACCCCACCGCCGCGCCUCAGCAAUCUCCAUCGUCCUAGCCGGUCUUCUCCUCGGUAUCCUCAUCGCCCGAGUCAUCGCCGGUGUCAUAGCCGAGUUCGUCACCUGGCGGAUCGUGUACUACAUGGCCAUCGGUGUGCAGGCCCUCGUGCUGGCGAUGGUAUGGGCGACAUUGCCCGAUUAUCCGGCGAAGAAUAAGGACUUGCAUUAUUUCAGCAUCUUGUGGAGUAUGGCGAAGUUGGCGGUGACGGAGCCGAGGUUGAUUCAGGCGGGCUUCAUCAGUCUUGCAUCGAGUGCUUGUUUCGCGAAUUUCUGGGUCACUUUGACGUUCUUGCUUGGUGGACCUCCUUACAACUACUCGACGCUCGUCAUCGGUCUCUUUGGUCUCGUAGGCAUGCUCGGUGUCAUAACCUCUCCCUUCGUCGGACGGCUCGUCGAUCGCUUAGUUCCCUGGUACGCCACCCUAAUCGCCACCUUCGCCUGCCUCGUCAUGCAAGGCGUCAACACCGGCGGAGCAGGCCUAAACGUCGCCGUCCCCGUCAUCGUCUGUUUCGGACUUGACGUCGCCCGCCAAAUGCAACAGGUCUCGCUCACCACCGCCGUCUUCGCGAUCUCGGAGUCCGCGCGUUCGAGGCUGAACGCCGUCCUUAUUCUGUCGAUUUUCAUCGGGCAGGUUAUGGGGACUGCGGUGGGCACGAAGGUGUUCGUUGCGAAUGGGUGGAGGGCGGCGGCUGGACUUUCGCUUGGGUGGACGGGCUUCCAGUUGAUUGUGUUGUUUAUGAGGGGGCCGCAUGUGGAGAGGUAUACGUGGUUUGGGUAUGAGGGUGGGACGGAGUGGAGGAAGAAGGUUGUGAUGGAGAGGGAGAAGCAGAAGGCGGCGGCGGAACAGAAACAGGAUGUGGCGGUGGACAGUGGAGGGUCGAGGGAGAGCACGGAGAAGGAGCCAGUAACGAAAGUGGAGAAGACUGAGCCGUCGAGUAUGGUAUAGCUGCUCACACCCAAGCAUAUACCGUUUUUAUUGUGGAUGAUACGUUUAGACUUGUUGAUCACGGUGUUAUAAAAUAUACAUUCGACAUACGUGUUGGAGCGCU